AUGCUGGCCGUAAAUCUCCAGCAAUUAUAUACAUUUUUGUGCAGAGAAGCGGUGGAGACAAAAGUGCUGUUUGAUAAAGCGGCUUAUCAUGGCUUCAUCCUGUGUUGCUUUAUAUAUCUCAUUUAUCUUCAGGAGUUGCUGACUGCCCUGAGGUGUUUUGUCCGCAGGUUUUUGGCUAAAAUUGUUCAGGAAGCGGAGGGCGCCAGAGAAAAGAUGAGCGCCUUGCCAAACGGCACCGGCACCUGCACGUCCUUCAAUCGGAAGGGCUUUGGCUUCAUCGACAUGAACGGGGUCACGGUGUUUGUUCACGUGCGGAAUUGUGAGCCGAGGGGCAAGGCACCCAAGGUGGGCGAUUUCCUCACUUUCCAGUAUGAGCCGAACAAGAAAAACCCAGAACAGAUGGAGGCAUAUAACGUGAAGGGUUGCACUGGUGUGGAUGAAGCAUGGAGUGGCUCCUUUGCUGGCGCUGGUCCAGUUGAGGGCACUGGGGCCUACUCUGGGACUGUUAUCAGCUUUGGUCCAAAGGGCUUCGGCUUCAUCAGCAUGGGGGAAGGCCAACCGGAGCUGUUCUUCAAUGCGAAGGACUGUGUAGGUAGCAAGCCCGUGACCGGAGACACGGUGAAGUUCGAUUUGACACCGAGCGACGCCAAGCCCGGACAGAUGCAGGCGAGGAACGUGACCGGUGGAAGCCAGCCACUAGACUCUCCACAUCCAGGGACCACGGCCUGGGGGGGCGACUGGGGUAGUAUGGGGGAUGUUACCAGUGCAAUGUGGGAAGUGUUGGCCAAAGCCAUGGGAAAAGGCUGGGGGGAUGCCAGCAAAGGUAUGGGAAUGAGUGGCAAAGGCAAAGGUGACAAAGGUGGCAAAAGUGGCAAAGGCUACGGCCCACAAUACUCUUCGGGCGGAAGCCAACUCGGCCAGAGCUCUCCCUAUGGCUACAAGGCCAGCGACGGCCAGGACUGGCAGAAUGAGCAGGGCUGGGGCCAGCACGGGUACUGGUAA
Molecule: messenger RNA, 1002 nt
Organism: Durusdinium trenchii
Lineage: Eukaryota; Dinophyceae; Suessiales; Symbiodiniaceae
Source: the annotation of a GenBank genome assembly